Molecule: messenger RNA, 1256 nt
Organism: Bicyclus anynana (squinting bush brown)
Lineage: Eukaryota; Metazoa; Arthropoda; Insecta; Lepidoptera; Nymphalidae
Product: ankyrin repeat domain-containing protein 54-like
Exons: 1
Coding region: 196-996 (266 amino acids)
Cellular component (GO): nucleus; cytoplasm
Molecular function (GO): protein binding
Source: RefSeq, a predicted model, not a curated record
AACUGCGUAACAUGACAUAAUUUUUUGACACAUGGACAUGACAACUUAAAUAGAAAGUUUGAUAUUAUUUUGAUUGUUGUAAGUUUACUUUGAAUUACUUGUUGUUCUUAAUUAACUACAAUUUAUUCAGUUAUUUUCCGCCUGAUUAUCAAUUGGUAUGUGUCCUGUAUUUUAAAUUUCAUUAAGUACAGUAUAAUGGCUGAUUCAGGCGUAGACACUGGCAACGAGAGCAGCGACAAUCCUGUUUUCGAUCAUUCGUACUGUGUGCUGGAAUUCAAUCCUCCAGCUAUACCGAUCAACCUAGCAGGUCAACCAAUGCCAAUAGACUUUCUAGGCGAGCCCCACGAGUAUAUCGGUAAGAUAAAAUGCUCGACUAAAGCGAGACACUGCAGAUUGAAGUAUCGAUACGGAGGUACGAUUUGUUCGUCCAGAAAUAAAAAGCUCCGUUUUGCUGCCUCUACCAACAAUACGGAGCUGGUCGAAAAGCUUCUGCUCUCGGGCGCAGAUCCCAACUGCUCAGACGAACAUAAAAGAAGCCCCUUGCAUCUAGCAGCCUGUCGAGGAUACGUUGACGUUGUUAAAAUGUUAAUAAGACAUGGCGCCAACCCGAAUAUCAAGGAUACGCUAGAAAACACACCACUUCAUCUUGCAGCUUGUACCAAUAAUAUCCCAGUUGUUAUUGAGCUACUGGAUGCAGGCACUGAUGUCAGUUCUCAUGAUAAGAACGGACGCAAUCCUAUCCAGCUUGCACAGAGCAAAUUGAAGCUGAUUCAGAUGCGCCCUAGUGGUGCCGGCAACUUUGAUGAGACUAAACAGCUUAUUGGUGAAAUUUGCUUAAUAGUGGAAAUGAUGUUAAAAUAUAUGAAGAUUCAAAAGGCAGAUGCAGGAGAGUUGGAGUCGGUAAGAGUGAGACUAGAGAAUGUCAGCACAAGAGAACAAGUUGAUUCUGAAGUGCAAAACCUCCUCGACAGCCUCGACUCUUUAAAAUUGAGGUAAACAAACAUCAUGUGAUGGGAAUUGAAGACUGUUAGUUUAAUUAACUGCCUAAAGAUAAGAGCUCACAAUAGUUGUUAAGUAAUUCGAUUGUAAACAAAUUUGUGUCAUUACAUACUUAUUAUAUUGUUAUUUUUUAGUUAAGAUUUAUGAGUUAUAUAAAACAAAUUUCAAAAUUUUUUUGCUUAUUAUUGGAAUAACUUAAUAAUAAUUUAGAGUUCAAUUGAUUUAUUUGACUAUAAUAAAUACUAUUAUUUUCAUUA